Chelonus insularis is the source of this 924-nucleotide messenger RNA. RefSeq lists its product as uncharacterized. NCBI's taxonomy places the organism in Eukaryota, Metazoa, Arthropoda, Insecta, Hymenoptera, Braconidae. The transcript has 4 exons. Gene Ontology annotation, biological process: tRNA splicing, via endonucleolytic cleavage and ligation. The record is from RefSeq and is a predicted model, not a curated record. Bases 111 to 602 code for a protein of 163 amino acids. Gene Ontology annotation, molecular function: nucleic acid binding.
AUGAAUUUUGUGAAAUUGAACGUGUAUACUGUGUAUGUUAUGUUUGAUGAACUGUUGAAUGCACACUCGUGUAUUGUUUACUAGUUUGUAAAAAGUUGAAGAAAAACUUUAUGAAUAUGUAUGACAUUUGUCAUCCAAGUUAUUAUGCUAUUGAACAACUUGGCUGCAAAGACAAAUUGAAAAUCACAACGGCAUUUCAUGUUUAUAUUGAGUUAUGUGAACAACGAAAAUUUUAUAAUGUUGUAUACAAAUACGAACCUGAGUUGGAUUUAAUCUAUUUUAUCGCAAAAGUAACACAACAUGGAGAAGAUGAAAUUUAUGUUCCGUGGUCUUCAAAAAAUGAUAUGAAGCUUAGAGAGCUUCAAAAAAUUCAAGAAAAGUUAAAUAAUAAAAGUUUAAUGAUUGUAAUUAAGAGUGGUGAGACUAUCAGUCUGCUUUACAGAGUUAGUCAAGGUUUAAUGAAACCACCAACACCGCAGAUGAGCAUUGAAAAGAAACAAGCAAACAUAAAGAGAAUGAAAUUGGCUAGAAAGAUAAAUAAAAAUAGCCGUAAUUUAUAUGAAUUAGCAAAGUCACAAAGUGACGCAGAAAAAUCAAAAUAGUAUUUUUUUUAUUGUUACUAUAUCACAAUAAAUUAUGUUUCUUAUAAUAUAUAAAUAUAAUAUAUGUAUAUAUGUAAUCUAUAUUGCUAUAUUGCGAAUCAUAUUUGAAAUUUAUGAGAUUUUUUUGAAUCAAUUAUACUUAUAUAUACGCCAAAAGCUUUUUUAACAUGACCAGUAUUUUAGUGAAUACUUGACAGUAAAUAUUAUUAUAAAUGGGAUUGAACUUAAAACAGCCUAUAAAUGUUAAUACACUCAUCUAAGACUAAAUCCUUUUUUACAGACACUUAUAUUGUUGAUAAUAUAAAUGAAAAUAAAUAGAAUU